This is a messenger RNA of Scatophagus argus, 7240 nucleotides long. It is a transcript of the gene grik3, whose product is annotated as glutamate ionotropic receptor kainate type subunit 3. Gene Ontology annotation, biological process: monoatomic ion transport; synaptic transmission, glutamatergic; modulation of chemical synaptic transmission. Gene Ontology annotation, cellular component: postsynaptic membrane; presynaptic membrane; kainate selective glutamate receptor complex. NCBI's taxonomy places the organism in Eukaryota, Metazoa, Chordata, Actinopteri, Scatophagidae. Gene Ontology annotation, molecular function: transmitter-gated monoatomic ion channel activity involved in regulation of postsynaptic membrane potential; kainate selective glutamate receptor activity. The transcript is spliced from 16 exons. The coding region runs from base 1296 to 4223 and encodes 975 amino acids. The record is from RefSeq and is a predicted model, not a curated record.
AGCACUCUCUCUUAUGUGACUGUGGAUGUAACCUACAGCUUGCAUUUGACGGCUCCUUUGUAAGAAAUGAAAAAUGGACAGCCAGAUAGGCACCAAGCAGUUACGGGGGUUUAAUGUACUCAUUGACACACACAGAAUGUUUCGAAGAACAGCGAUAAGAAGCCUCCUUUGUCAACGGCCCAAUCCGCAGCUGGCAUUUAUUUCCCUCGUGCAAAUAAUUCAUCCCAUUCACAGUACUGUUGGCAGCCGGGGGUUUUCCAUGUUGAGGUUAAAAAGAAAAAAAAAGAAAUUGCUAUUUCAAUGCAGUAAAUAAGGAAGAAAUCUUCAAGAUUCCUGAGGGGAAAAAAAGCACAAAAUGGCAAAUCUCAUGAUAUAAAAUGUGAUGAAAUUAAGGUAUAACAAAAGUGAACAACAGCUGGAAAAGUAGAGAAGUGGGUCAUCAUUCGGAUCCGGCUCACCGCCAUAAAAUACUUCUGGACAUAGUUGACAAGUAUGCGUAACGACGCGUGCCUCUAGUGGCACCGUGGAAGGAGGGUCGUCAGACGCACGCAGAUGCGCGGCUUUCUGCACUCCCUUCUGAUCCAGCACAAACUAGAAGCUUUUUUUAAAUGAACACUGUGUAACAAAGAGCCUUUUUGAACAGAUUUGGGCGUUCUUCAGUAUCGAGCCCCUUGCCAUAGCCGUGCGCACCUGGAGAGGAGCGUCGCGGAGCGGCUUUUCCACCUCCACAAAGUAGACCUCUGUGUUAUCUCAGCAGUUUUCCCGAUCGGAACGAGGGACCGGAGUGCUUAAACUGAAAAGAGCUUUUUUCUGAAUGUCUGGAGGGCGUUUACAUUCUUCAGCACUCAUCGUGUAACGCUUUUCUCUGUUUGUCUUUCGGGCGACAGAAUCGUUCAAGGCGACCCAAAGUUCCGCAGGCGCAGAUCUCCUCCUCCACGGCGGUGCGGGGAGUCAGGUUCGGUUGUUGCCGUGGUGCGUGUCAGUAGACAGACAGAAUCGGAGGUAGGAACAGGAUACGGAGACUCCUGCGGGCUGACUGAAGCAGCCUGCGAUCGCAUGUGCAUCACCGAUCCGCCUGUGAGGGACUGUGGGGCUUCAUCUUGAUCAGACCGCUCUCAGACUUGUGAGUAACAGAAAAGAAAAACCCUGAGAGAAUGUUGCACCAAGUACAAUGAGAGCAAAUUUGUCGCAGACACCCAAAUCCACAUAUGCUCCGUCGAAUUCAGUUCUGAUGAGCAAUUCUGAGUCGUCUUUGGAAUUUUAAAAAAAAAAGUGGAUCCCGCGACUUUACAACCAUGCGAAAUACUUGGCUGUCUCCCCGGAGUGCGAUUUGGGAAUACUGGACAUCGCUGAUUGCAUGUCUCUUUUGGAUUCAGUACUCUCACGGGAUGCCUCACGUUAUUCGAAUAGGUGGGAUUUUCGAACAAACAGAUGGACCUGUUUCACUUGUGAGCGCUGAAGAACUUGCCUUUAAAUUUGCUGUCAAUAACAUUAACAGAAACAGGACUUUGUUGCCAAACACAACACUAACAUAUGACAUACAGAGGAUUAAUAUCUACGACAGUUUUGAGGCAUCACGAAAAGCUUGUGACCAGCUGUCUUUAGGUGUGGUUGCAAUUUUUGGACCUUCACACAGUUCAUCGUCAAAUGCUGUGCAGUCCAUCUGCAAUGCGUUGGAAGUGCCACACAUCCAGGUGCGGUGGAAACAUCACCCCAUGGACAACAGGGACACCUUUUAUGCCAAUUUAUACCCGGAUUAUUCUUCACUAAGCUAUGCUAUCCUGGACCUGGUGCAGUUUCUCAAAUGGAAAACAGCCACUGUCGUAUAUGAUGACAGCACAGGUCUUAUAAGACUGCAGGAGCUGAUAAUGGCCCCGUCCAGGUACAACAUCAGGCUGAAGAUCCGUCAACUUCCUCUUGACACACAGGACACGAGACCCCUUCUCAAGGAAAUGAAGAGAAGUCGGGAGUUCCGCAUCAUCUUUGAUUGCAGUCACCAUAUGGCUGCACAGAUUCUUAAACAGGCCCAGACCAUGGGGAUGAUGACAGAGUAUUACCACUAUAUCUUCACCACUCUGGACCUGAUGGCCAUUGACCUGGAGCCAUACCGUUUCUGUGGUGUCAACAUGACCGGCUUCCGCAUCCUCAACGUAGAUAAUCCCCAGGUCGCAUCUAUUGUGGAGAAAUGGUCGAUGGAAAGGCAGAUACCACCUAAACCUGAUUCAGGCCUGUUGGAGGGCAUCAUGACGACAGAUGCAGCUCUGACGUAUGAUGCAGUCCACAUUGUAUCCGUGUCAUACCAGCACGCUCCGCAGAUGACCGUGAACUCACUGCAGUGCCACCGCCACAAGCCCUGGAGAUUCGGCGGGCGCUUCAUGAGUUUCAUCAAAGAGUCUCACUGGGACGGUCUGACGGGGAGGCUGUCAUUCAACAAGACAACUGGUCUACGUACAGACUUCGACCUGGACAUCAUCAGUCUGAAGGAGGACGGACUUGAAAAGGUGGGGAAGUGGAGUGCGUCAGGAGGUCUUAACAUCACAGAAGUGCCGAAGCGAAAAGGGAUGAACAUCACUGAUUCCCUGGCUAACCGCUCCCUCGUCAUCACAACCAUCCUGGAGGAGCCAUAUGUCAUGCUUAAGAAGUCUGACAAGGCGCUGGUUGGGAAUGACCGUUUUGAAGGAUUCUGCAUCGACUUGCUCAAAGAGCUGGCCAACAUCCUGGGCUUCACUUACGAGAUCCGUCUGGUGCCUGAUGGGAAAUACGGCUCCCAGGAUGAGAAGGGCCAGUGGAACGGCAUGAUCAGAGAACUUAUAGAACAUAGAGCAGACUUGGCAGUGGCUCCUCUCACCAUCACUUACACGCGUGAAAAGGUCAUUGACUUUUCCAAGCCCUUCAUGAGCAUGGGCAUCAGCAUCCUGUAUCGUAAACCUAAUGCCACCAAAAAUGGCUUCUUCUCCUUCCUGAACCCCAUGACUCCUGACAUCUGGGUCUACAUCCUCUUGGCCUACCUGGGUGUUAGCUGUGUCCUUUUUGUUAUUGCCAGGUUCAGCCCAUAUGAAUGGUAUGACGCCCAUCCGUGUAACCCGGGAUCAGACGUGGUGGAGAACAAUUUCACCUUGCUCAACAGCUUCUGGUUUGGAGUCGGUUCCUUGAUGCAACAAGGCUCAGAACUGAUGCCCAAAGCCCUGUCGACCAGGAUCAUUGGUGGGAUAUGGUGGUUCUUCACACUCAUCAUCAUAUCAUCCUAUACAGCUAAUUUAGCAGCUUUUCUCACUGUGGAGAGAAUGGACUCCCCUGUGGACUCAGCUGACGACAUAGCCAAGCAGACCAAGAUUGAGUAUGGCGUGGUCAAAGAUGGCGCAACCAUGUCUUUCUUCAAGAAAUCUAAGGUUUCAACUUUUGAGAAGAUGUGGGCCUUUAUGAGCAGCAAGCCAAGUACAUCACUGGUAAAGUCUAUUGAAGAUGGAAUUCAGAGGGUGAUGAAGUCUGACUAUGCUCUCAUUAUGGAGUCCACAACUAUCGAUUACAUCACUAGGAGGAAUUGUAACCUGACACAGGUGGGGGGGCUCAUCGACAGCAAAGGCUAUGGCAUCGGCACUCCCCUUGGCUCCCCUUACAGGGACAAAAUCACCAUAGCAAUCCUAAGCAUCUUGGAGGAUGGGCGCCUGCACAUGCUGAAGGAGAAGUGGUGGAGUGGGAGCAGCUGCUUGGAUGAAGAGCGGCGCGAGACAGGCCCCAUGGGUAUCCAAAACCUGGGUGGUAUAUUCAUUGUGCUGGCAUCUGGCCUAGUGCUGUCGGUUUUUGUGGCAAUUGCUGAAUUCAUCUACAAACUAAGGAAGACUGCAGAACGUGAGCAGGUCUUUGUGCAGUGCCAUGGUGGACGAAAUCAGACUGUCGUUCACCUGCGAGAGGCGGGUGAAGCACAAGCCUCAGCCUCCAGUCAUGGUGAAGACGGAUGCAGUGAUCAACAUGCACGCAUACAACGACCGACGACUCCCAGGAAAGGACAACAUGAGCUGCAGCACUGGGAUGACUCCCGUGUUCCCAUGACAAUGUGCUCCCCACAGGGAAAGAAUCUCCUGAGCAACGUGUCAGGAAUGGUGCCAGAGACUAGAGACAAUGGCAUAGACGCAAUCACCAGAUUCACCAUUAACCACAGUGACAUGGGGACACUAACAAAACAUGGUCAACUCAAAAUGGCAGCAUCAGCCACACAGGUAUGACAACAUUCACCACUGUGGUCCAAAACACAAAAGGUAAAGGAAAUAUUGGGAGGAGGUUCUGGGAAAACAGUACACCGAAAUAAUCAGUUUCCAGUGUGAUGUUUACGUGCACAACACAAAAACACAAGAAAAUACACUUUGUUCAAGUAAUCCUCAAUCGGUUAAAAGACUGAUUGAAAAAUUUCAUUGGAAAAUAUGGACUGAGGAGAGAAGAAACGCUUUGUUAAGAAUGGCAAUAAAUGACAGAUAUACAAGGAGGAAAAGGAUAAGCAGUUUUCUUGGAGAUCAGUUGAGCCACACAUUAAAAUUAUGAUACCAAGUUCUUACUUACAUCCUGUUAUUUACACAAACUCUGAAUGGCCUUUGACAGCAGUGAAUAGUUUUACCUCAAACAUGUUGUCUCGGCUUAAAUCUUUGAGUUGUAAGCUGCAGGACCUGGAUAUCAGUGGAAACCCAUAUUGAGAUACAACAGUUUGUUGAAGUUGUUAUGUGAAAUUAACUUUAUCGUUACACAGAAGCAAUUAAUCACUGAUGCAAAGCAAAGCUGGAAUCGGGAGACAUCUUUGUAAAAAAGAAUCCAUCAUGGACCAUUAAAUCAUGUUGUUUUAGGACUGGAUUUAUUUGACCAGAAGUACAUUUUAUGUCAAAAUCAUUUUGUACAAGAGUGAAUUUUUAAUCAGUUUAAUUGCCAAAGAUCUGACCUUUCAGUAUAACAAUACAGUAAACAGUACAGUAUGGGCCAGUUCCUGCUCACUUGGCUUUUUAGAGAGCACUUAUUUUGUGUUUAAUGCAAGGUAAAUUGGAGUGUCUUAAAUGGGACAAUUAAGGGAUUUUGCUAUAACAGUUUUUCCAGCCAUGCAGGGUAAUACGUAUCCAAAGCUACUUGUAUUUGGCACAGUCAUGGCAAUGUAUUUCCUAGUUUUGCGAUCCACCUCUCCUCAAAAUAUUUUUAUCAAUACUGUAAUUUAAAACAAUCACAAUCAUUGCAUACGAAGCAUAAGGGGAUAAAAAAAAAAGAUGAGUUCCUGAAAAAAAUGUCAUUCUGAAAAUAUAAUCUUUGUCCUGUGUGAAUUUCAAAAGGUUAAUCAUGGAAAUAUUGAGCAAAUAUGAAAACAGUUUAAAUUUUUUUUUUUCUUUUUUUUUUUUUUGCUCGCUUUGAUAAAAACAUACGUGCAGAAUGAUUUGGAAGGCACUGCAUCAGGUAUUUCUCUCUAUAUCUUAGUUUAAUUGUAAGUCACAGAGACAAAAGGUAGGAGACUGUGACCUUAAAAAUACAGUGCAUUUUUUGAGUGCAUUUAAUUGUAUCCAUUGAAGUAUGUGCUGGACUUUGUCCAUGUGUGGCUACCAGACCACUGAAUGUCCCAAAUACUCCUGAACACAUUUUUUGAGCAGUUAUCAGCUUCAUUCAUCAGAUGUGAUGUAGAGGCUUUUUGGCAGGAAACUGUUUGUGUGCCAAGGGUGUGGUUUAGAAAUGUGAAAAGAUUUCAAAGGUUAUCUCAGACUUGAAAGCCAGAAGCUUUUUCUGUUUAAUUAGCGAGGACAAAGUAAAUUCUUACUUGCGUGUGAACAUGGUGAAAGAAAAUGGAUGGAUAAACAGAAGACAGAUGAUGAUUUCAUGUGUUCAUGUUGAGUUUAAUUCCUAUUGCAUAAGUGUACAUCUUCAGCAAGUGUCAUGGCAUAGGAAGAUUCAAGGAGUCUGUGGGCUGCUGUUACCUGGGAGCUGAAUGAACAGCAAACCUCUGUGAGGUUUACAUCGUCGGUACAUUGAGACAUAAAAAAAAAAAAAAUCGUAACUAUCUAUGAUUAAAGGAAACUCCAAUCUGUAAAACUUAGCGUUGGUUUGGUAGAGAUUCACUGUAUAAUUGUUUAUCGAUUCCCUUCUGCAAAGUAGAUUAUGUAGAUAAGAUCAGCAGGAGAAAAUGUAUUUUGCUAAAUUUAUACGGUUAUAAAUUAAUUCUUUUCACAGUCAGAUAUGUUAUAGAUGCUAUUUAUUUCAUUGGUGAGAUCACUUAAAGCUACUUCCUCACUUAACUCCUGUUCCACAGCCCCAAACCUUGUUUAUUUAUUUAAUGGAAAUGAAUUAUAUUAUGGUAUAUUGGAUUACUAUCAUCCAGAUGGAAAAAAUGUAUGUUAAUCUUAUUUUAUGAUGGCUAAUAAAUUUCUAUAAGGUGAACAUGAAACGGAAAUGUUAAGCUGCUCCAACACUUAGGGGAUAUUCCCUUAGAGUAUGGAGAGUUGAGUUUAUCUUAUGUAAUUGGACCUUAACUGCUCUUGAAAUCCUGACUGCAGCCGAUAUGUGGUCAUAACACUGUUAUCCUCAUGUAUAUUGUAGCUUUCCAUGCAGGUGAUUCAGACACUCAACUUUACUUGUAUUUCACUUCUGUAAUGUGAAAAUAAUCAAAAAUUUCAUCAUAAUAAAAAAAUGAGUUGGAAUUUCAACAGGGAUACUGAUUUGGCUGAUUCAGUCAGUUUGGUUAUUGAAUAUAUACAUCAUUUUUAUAAAUCAAUGUGAAUAAUAAUGUCAUUUUUCACAAAAUUAUAUGAAAUGUGAGAGAAAAGUAAUGCAAAAUGUAAGCUACAUAACCUGUGUUCCAUUAGCAGUGUGUGAUAUGAGUUUUGAUUUUCCAGCAGUCACAACGGUAUGCCUUUUUAUGUAUACCUUUCUUUUGAGUUGCACAGCUUCUAUCAUUUGGCAGAAAACCUUUCAAACAAUAUGAAAAAUAUGUUGGUGCAAACCAGGGUUUUCUCUGUGGACAUGCAGGAUUUCUAUGAAUAUAGUUUUUGUAAGAUUUUGUAAAAAAAAAAAUAAUAAUAAAAAAAGAUUUUGUUUUCCUAGUAACUGUAUGUGUUAAGAGAAUAUUAGAAUAACCGACAUGUCAGUAAAACAUGGGGAAAUUCAACAAAAUAUUAUAGAAAAGCUAUUGAAUUAUUUUCUUUUUAACACAUUGUGAAUAAUUCAAUUGUACAGUUUGCUGUAUGGGUUAUAUGAAGUUUUAAAUAAAAAAAAAUACAAACUC